AUGCGCAUCCUACUGACCAAGCUGCCCAGACCCUGGAUUGUGGAUGAGAAGAAAGAUGAUGGCUACACGGCUCUCCAUCUGGCCUCCCUCAACAACCACGUGGAGGUGGCCGAGCUACUAGUCCAUCAGGUACAGCACUGGAAACAGGGUGGGAUUCAAUAAAAGCUGGGGGGGGGGGGGGCUUAAAAGGGUCAUAAAUGAAAUAAAAAAAACAAAANCAGCAUGAUUUUAUCAGCUGUAAUCUUAGUGCCCAUUUAGCAAAAUAAUGUGAGCUUGUAAUCUUAGUGUCCAUUUAAAAAAAGGACGUUUAUACUUAUUUUUUUAAUAAAUGUUUAUAACUGAUAAUUCAUAUGUUAACCAAUUAACUGAGCGAGCUUCAAGGAUACUAAACGAAUUCGAUAUUUAAAAGAAAAAAAUGUGUAAAGAAAAUAUCAUAGUAAAAGUAUUGAAAGAACACUGUAACUAUUGGAUUGGGGGGGGGGGGCUGCAGUCUCAUAAGUAACAUGCUUGUAAUCGCAUAUGGUUCUGUGAUCAUAAUUUAAGGACCAGAUCACGGUGACCCUAGAGCCUGCGAUACAUUUUUGUUGUUGCCCCCCCCCCCCUUUACCAAUUUCUUUUAAGCAUUAUCUUUCUUUCGUUGUGUUUAAUUUCAUAAAAAACCACGAAUCACUUUUGGACCUCCUACAAAACCUACAAAACUCCUUUCUAGUGCCGGGUAUUUCCUGUCAAAAUAAGAACCAAUCAGUAGAUUUGAAUUGUACACAGAAGGAAGGAAACAGUGUUAAAUGUCAACAGAUUACAAUUUUUUUUUAAAGUCUGAAAAGAAGAAAAGAAGAAGAAAAGAUCAUGAUGAUUAUUUAAUGGACUUGAGCACACCGACCCAAUUCCUUUCAGACAUUCGGGGUCCAAUGAUUCCAUGUUUGGGAAACUCUGGUCCAGUAAAGUUCUUAGUCUUCAGCGACUCUCUGGACUCUCACAUUUUUACAAACACUUAUGUGUUAACAAGUGUUGAUCUUGUAUCAAGUCCCCCAGGCUUAAACGAUUGUUAUUUGACGAACAAAAAUGAAAUUUAAGAAUAAUUUUGCUCUCGAAAAAUUCACCAGCAUGGUGGGAAAGAGACGUAACAUCAUAUUUCCAUAUUCUCAACCCCUACUUACAGUAAAAUUUUUCCAUAUUCUCACCCCCUACUCACAGUAACAUAUUUCCAUAUUCUGACCCCCCCCCCCCCCCUCCUCCNCCCCCCCCCCCCCUUUUACAGAAACAUUUCUAUAUUCUGACCCCCUAUUUACAGCAAAAUUUCCAUUUUCUGUCCCCCUACUCACAGUACCAUAUUUCCAUAGUCUGACCCCCUAUUUGUAGUAAUAUUUCCAUAUUCCGACCCCCUACUUACAAUAACAUAUUUCCUUAUUUAACCCCCUACUUACAGUAGCAUAUUUCCAUAUUCUUACCCCAUAUUUACAGUAGCAUAUUUCCAUAUUCUUACCCCUUACUUACAGUAGCAUAAUUCCUUAUUAUUACCCCUAUUUACAGUAGCAUACUUCCAUAUUCUGACCCCCUACUUACGUCUUCUUUCCAUCACGCUGGUGAUCUAGCAUGGGUCAAAGUCCAGCCAAGACCCAUCCAAUCCAUCUCAACCACCUAGUCACCCACCUGCCAAGUCAGUAAGUACUUCCAUCUUCUCACCCUCAUGUAGACAGCAAAAAAGAAAAGAUAAUAGUAGAUGUCUCCUCAGCACAGUAGACCAAACUCCAUUAGUGAACACCCAAAGACCUACGAUAAUGGGGGAUUCCCUAGGAAUUGUUUAUUGCCUGGUUGUUCAAAGAAAUACAUUAAAAAUUUUUUUGGUUGUGGAAGUGGGCCCCAGGGUAGCCAUCAUUAGCAAGACACACACACAACCAUAUGUCUUGCCUGGCAACCACAAAGACGAGGGAGAAACAAAGAGAUAGAUGAGCGUGAAAUGAACUUAAUGUUGUCCUUGGGGUGUAGAUGGCUAAGUUAGCUGGGACAUGGAUGGCGUUAGAUGGCACAAGAUGGUUGAGACACAAGAUACAUGGAUGGCACAAGACAGCCUAGACGUGGGAGACAUAAGAUAGCACAAGACAGCUAAGACAUAAAAGACAUUAGAUGGCACAGGAUGGCUGAGACAAAUGAGACAUAGAUAGCACAACAUGGCUGAGACAUAAGAGACAUAGAUGGCACAAGAUGGCUGAGACAUAAAAGACAGAGAUAGCGCAACAUGGCUAAGACAUAAGAGACAUAGAUAGCACAAGAUGCCUGAGACAUAAAAGAUAUAGAUAGCACAACAUGUCUGAGACACAUAGACAUGGAUAGCACAACAUGGCUGAGACAUAAAAGACAUAGAUAGCACAAGAUGGCUGAGACACAUGAGAAAUAGAUAGCACAAACUGGCUGAGACACAUGAGACAUAGAUAGCACAACAUGGCUGAGACACAUGAGACAUAUAUAUCAGAACAUGGCUGAGACACAUGAGACAUAGAUAGCACAAGAUGGCUGAGACAUAAGAGACAUAGAUAGCACAACAUGGGUGAGACACAUGAGACAUAGAUAGCACACCAUGGCUGAGACAUAUGAGACAUAGAUAGCACAAGAUGGCUUAGACAUAAAAGACAUAGAUAGCACAAGAUGGCUGAGACACAUGAGACAUAGACAGCACAACAUGGCUGAGACAUAUGAGACAUAGAUAGCUCAACAUGGCUGAGAUAUAAAAGACAUAGAUAGCACAAGAUGGCUGAGACAUAAAAGCCAUAGAUAGCACAACAUGGCUGAGACAUAUGAGACAUAGAUAGCACAAGAUGGCUGAGACAUAAAAGACUUAGAUAGCACAAGAUGGCUGAGACACAUGAGACAUAGAUAGCACAACAUGGCUGAGGCAUAUGAGACAUAGAUAGCACAAGAUGGCUGAGACAUAAAAGACUUAGAUAGCACAAGAUGGCUGAGACACAUGAGACAUAGAUAGCACAACAUGGCUGAGGCGAUAUGAGACAUAGAUAGCACAAGAUGGCUGAGACAUAAAAGACAUAGAUAGCACAAGAUGGCUGAGACAUAAAAGACAUAGAUAACACAACAUGGCUGAGAUAUAUGAGACAUAGCACAAGCAGGUAGUGACAUGUGCGAUAUUAGAACUGCUCUCAUUAUUUCCUUGUGUAGUCCCAUGUGAGUGAAAUUGAGAUUUCUGCACAAUGAUGAACAAUACCCAACCACUGCUUUAAUAGAUUUGAAACACCUCUCAAUUCUAAUGUACUCACAUUUAAAAACCCAAAUCUACAUUUGAACAGCUGUUCCAAAAGUAACUCAUUGAAAAGACAGAUGAUUGACCUCAGUCUCCCUCACUGCAGAAUGAACUGUCUUUGUGGCUGCUGCUGUCUCUGCCAUAACAUAUGUACCUGUCAAUGCUGGGAGUGUGGGAAUGAGUUUUGUGGCUGCUGCUGUCUCUGUCAUAACAUAUGUACCUGUCAAUGCUGGGAGGGUGGGAAUGAGUUUUGUGGCUGCUGCUGUCUCUGCCAUAACAUAUGUACCUGUCAAUGCUGGGAGUGUGGGAAUGAGUUUUGUGGCUGCUGCUGUCUCUGCCAUAACAUAUGUACCUGUCAAUGCUGGGAGGGUGGGAAUGAGUUUAAAGUCUUGUUUUCUUAUCCUUGCAGGGGAAGGCCAACAUGGACAUCCAGAAUGUCAACCUGCAGACACCUCUGCACCUGGCUGUAGAGAGACAACACACACAGAUAGUCCGAGUGAGCAUGGGUCAAUGCUACUUUUAUCCGGAUAAGGCUCAUUUGCAUCACCGUUGAAACUUUUAUAGGACAGGAUAAGCCUCAUUAGCAUCACCCUUGAUACAUUUAUGGGAUCGGAUAAGCCUCAUUAGCAUCACCCUUGAUACAUUCAUGGGACUGGAUGAGUUUCAUUAGCAUCACCGUUGAUACAUUUAUGGGAUCGGAUACGCCUCAUUAGCAUCACCCUUGAUACAUUUAUGGGACUGGAUAAGCCUCAUUAGCAUCACCCUUGAUACAUUUAUGGGACUGGAUAAGCCUCAUUAGCAUCACCGUUGAUACAUUUAUGGGACCGUUUCCAUUUAGAAAUGAAGCUGAGUUUAACCUUUAUAGCUGGCCAUAAACUGGAAUCUGAACUAACAUGGGCUGAUUGUAUCCAUGCUAGUAGUAGUGUGGCUGAUAGGGGCCAGUGGGGGUCCUAUGGCUGACUCUUUAGGCAUCCAGUUAUAGACAUUGUCUUCAAUAAUGGCACCAUCCUGUAAGUUACUGUAAGGUAUAUAUUUCUCCCAAUCAUGACACCAUCAUUUAGUGUUUAGAAAUCUUCUAAAUGGGGUGGCACCAUCUUGUAAUGUAUGGAUCCCUAAUAAGAGUAAUCUCCCAGGAUAUUACAGUGGCCCAGAUGCCACAGCACACCUUACCUUAUUUAAAAUCUCAAACAAAUCACUUUGAGAGGGCUGCUGUAGACAGUUUGAGAUCCCCUUGUUGAUCUUGAGACCAAAAGUCCUGGUGAAUAUAUUUGAACAUGAUUGUAGGUGUACAACGAUCUCUCCUGAUUGUAGGUGUACAAUGAUCUCUCCUGAUUGUAGGUGUACCAUGAUCUCUCCUGAUUGUAGGUGUACAAUGAUCUCUCCUGAUUGUAGGUGUACAAUGAUCUCUCCUGAUUGUAGGUGUACAAUGAUCUCUCCUGAUUGUAGGUGUACAAUGAUCUCUCCUGAUUGUAGGUGUACAAUGAUCUCUCCUGAUUGUAGGUGUACAAUGAUCUUUCCUGAUUAUAGGUGUACAAUGAUCUCUCCUGAUUGUAGGUGUACCAUUAUCUCUCCAAUCUGCGUCACUCUACUCACGAGAAAUAUUUAAAAUUAAGAUUCUGAUGCCACCUUCCUCCUUCCUCUCAGCCAGACCCACCUGUGUUAACCAUGGAGGCAAAAAAUCCAUCCAUCCAUCCAUGUGGAGCUAAAUCCCAUGUAGGGCCUUGGCCUAGGUCACCACUUCCUUCCACUCAGACCUUACUGACGUUUUUCUUUUCCCUGCUUAGAUUCCCAGCUACUGUAGAUUCUUCUCCACAUCAUCCAUCUAUCUAAAGCCUUGGUCUGCCGUUGAGCCUUUUUCAUCUGGGUUUUUGGUGAUGUACCCUCUUCACUCCUCUGUCAUUUGGCAUUCUUUCUAAUUGUCCCGUCCAGCCUUGACUUCCGUUUAUUUAUUUCUGCUACUAGCGUGGGAUCCUGAUAUAGACUGAUGCAAAAAAUAUUUUGUACAAAUAUUUAUUUUAGUCCUUAAAUAAGUCAGACCUCCAAAUAACAUCAUUCGACAUGUUUCCUCAUCUGACAGCUCCUGGUGAGAGAGGGUUGCAACCUGAACAUCCCAGACAAGGAUGGAGACACACCUCUGCAUGAAGCUCUAAGACACCACACACUGUCACAGCUGAGACAGUUACAAGACAUGCAAGAUGUUGGCAAGGUUGGUGCAGCUGUGAUUACCAAUCACCUUCUCAUCUCAGUGUCAAGCUAGGAUAUUAAAAACGUCAUCAUAAAACCAACAUAUUGUAAUAGUCACCUCUUUACCUCAAAACUUCCCAUUGACAGCAAAAUCCUUUUCAACCUAUUAUAAAGCUAUGAUACAACUCACCAUCUUAUCCUAUUUCCAGUCUGUAACUCCCAAUUUUCACCCCAACAUUACUUAUGGUUCACAACAACCUCCCAAUGUCAUUGAUGUAAGCCCAAAUCUAUCAAGAUAAGCCAUCUUCUCCCUUUAACUGCAGCUGCUGAUGGGACUGGGCACACCUGGAGCUGACAAAAAGUCCAGCGCCUCCAUCGCCUGUUUCCUGGCGGCCAAUGGGGCUGACCUUAAUCUGAAGAACAAGAAAGGUCAGACUCCCCUGGAUCUGUGCCCUGACCCGAAUCUUUGUAAGGCCCUGGCCAAAUGUCACAAGGAGCGCAAUAGGUAGGUUGGUGGGUUGCCUUCUUGUAAAGUUUGUGUCCUUACAUAGUAAGGCCCUGGCUAAAUAUCACAACAAGGAGCAAAAUAGGUAGGUUGGUGGGUGGCCUUCUUGUAAAAUUUGUGUCCUUACAAAGUAAGGCCCUGGCUAAAUGUCACAAGGAGCGCAAUAGGUAGAUUGGUGGGUGGCCUUCUUGUAAAGUUUGUGUCCUUACAUAGUAAGGCCCUGGCUAAAUGUCACAAGGAGCGCAAUAGGUAGAUUGGUGGGUGGCCUUCUUGUAAAGUUUGUGUCCUUACAUAAUAAGGCCCUGGCCAAAUGUCACAAGGAGCAAAAUAGGUAGAUUGGUGGGUGGCCUUCUUGUAAAGUUUGUGUCCUUACAUAAUAAGGCCCUGGCCAAAUGUCACAAGGAGCAAAAUAGGUAGAUUGGUGGGUGGCCUUCUUGUAAAGUUUGUGUCCUUACAAAGUAAGGCCCUGGCCAAAUGUCACAAGGAGCGCAAUAGGUAGAUUGGUGGGUGGCCUUCAUGUAAAGUUCUAAAGAAGGGAUAUUUUACACUUUACUUUUCCUCUGGUUACAAUUUUCACUUAAUUACAGCUUAAAUAAAAUGCCCUUGUGCUAAAAGCAUUUAAAUCACAAAUGAUCCAAUUCAAACUAUCAAAUAAGGUAAUUUUUGUGUGUCUCGCUUCUUAGAAAAGGAACUUGGCUGUAUCUUCAUUUUGUUUGUAUACAUUCAGUAUGUUCAACUCAACAGUUCAAUGGCAACCACGGUUAAGUUGCUUUCAGCACUAGUGUCUUCAUUUGCUUUUAAAAGAACAAAUCAGCAUGCAGUUUUUUAAAAGAGCCAAUCAUCAUAAAGUUUAAAAUAGUGGUGCAUCUUCGAAAUUCUAAUUAAUGUCCAUGUCUAUCACAGCCCCGCCCUUACUGCCCCCAAUGCCGCCAUCAUUCGCAACGACCAGGAGAGCCUGGAGGAGUGCAUGGUAUGCUCCGACCAGAAACGGGACACCUUGUUUGGACCGUGCGGACACAUCUGCACCUGCUCCCUAUGUUCCCCAAGGGUCAAGAAGUGUCUCAUGUGCAAGGACCCUGUGCAGUCCAGAACAAAGGUUUGUAUUAAAAUACCGGCAUGUUUUUAUUUCAUUCCUGUCAUUAAGAAGACCAUUUAUUCUAUGGGGUUAAAUUGUUUGAAUUUGAAGCUAAUUUAGUAACUGCAGUCUAUGAUGGAACUCAAUUCUGAAUCACAUGCUUGUAUUAUUAUUAUUAUUAUUAUCAUGUGGUUUUAUAAAGUGCAGUACCCCAGCCUAGGGCUCGGCUCACUGCGCUUCAUAUAAAAAUUAGCAAUUACAGAAACAAAUACAUUUAAAAACAACAAUUGGUGAAAAGCAUGAGGUCACCCACCCAAGUACUAUCUACCCCUGUCUAGCCAUGGACAGCGCCCAGCAGAAUUGAGCUUGUAUAUCAGUCAGAUGGGGGUGAGAAUGAGUCAGUAUAGUACAAUUUGAAGAGAUGGGUCUUGAGGGCAGUUUUGAAGGCUGUGAUGGUCGUUAUAUUGUGGAUGUGUAAUGGGAGAGAAUUCCAUUGUUUCGGGACACAGAAAGAGAAAGAUCGUUCACCAUAUAUUUUAGUGCGUGUUCUGGGAACAGCAAGAAUACGCUUCUCUGCGGAGGAAUGAAUCUUUCAAAGGGGUGAAUAGACAGUAAGAAGUUCAGUAAGAUAGGAAGGACAGGAACCAGAGAAAAAGUUGUGACAGAGUACAGACAGCUUGUAAUCAAUGCGUGACUGUAUAGGGAGCCCAUGAAUUGAGUGAAGUAGUGGAGUAACGUGCGGUGAACAAGUUUCUUUGCCUUUAGAACUAAUUUAGCAGCUGAGUUUUGAACUUUCUGCAGUUUUUCUAUGAAAUGUUGUGGUGAACCUGACAGAAGAGAGUUAUAAUAGUCAGGACGAGAGAGCGCAAGAGCACAGACUAGUGUUUUUGUUGUGCUAACUGUGAGGUAGUGAUGUGAUGCUAGCGUUGUCUGCUUCAUAAACAAGAUUUAGUGAGUUCAGACCCAUCUGGGGUCAUCCCGAUCUAUGGGCAACUAGUGUGGUGGAAUAUUAUAUUAUUGUCAGCCCAGUAAGGCAACUAUUCUUUGUGGGAGGAAACGCUGAGUCAAAAUAUCCCCCACACCCUUGUGAAAUUAGGUUUGAUGCUGACCUGGGCCACUAUGACUUGCUGAAGUCAGAAGUACUAGGCCAUCAUAACGUAAGACCUCUCACUUUCCUAAAUGACUGCAGUGGUAUGACUGCAGUGUUACUAAAUAAGUUAGGACUGCCAGGAAAGAAACGUUUGAAAGGAGGUGAAAUUUGUAUUAUUUUAAAAUACACCGGUAUAUUUUGAACUUGUCCUGGAAACUUUUCAGCCCAGGGAAUGUGUCCGUAUUUUGAAAAAAAUUUGAUAAACCUUCAGUGAUGAUCAUCAUCGUCACCCUAAUCCAGCAUCUAGUUGGGAUUGUGCUGUUAGGCCUACAUGGCAAGUUUAUACUAUGGUGGACUCUUCAUGGUAACAUUUAACAACAUGAAACUACCAGCAGCAGAGGCAAAGAAAGCUGUGUGCCUCCAAUGAUCUUUGAGGGAAAUUGAUUUCACACCCAACCUGUUAAUUGUUUACUUAGCUGACCAGGCCUAUCUAGUGGUGAUAACCUAGUACAUCUGGUGAUGAUAAACUAGUACAUCUAGUGAUGAUAAGCUCUGGUGAUGAUAACCUAGUACAUCUGGUGAUGAUAAUCUAGUGCAUCUAGUGAUGAUAACCUAUCUUUAUAAUCUCUACCAUCCUGACUGCUUCCCACCUCUGACCGAAAAACCAAGGUACUGAGUUUCGUCCAUGGCUUGAGAUGUAAACAGUUUUAAAUAUACCGGGUACAUUUGUUUUGUUUUAUUUAAUUAAUGUAUGUCAAUUAAUUUUUAAAGUUUUUUUGAUUAUGUUUGAUAAAUUGUAUGUAUAGCGUGGUGAGCCCAGCCCUAGGCUGCGGUACCACGCAAUAUAAAACCACAUAAUAAUAAUAAUAAUAAUAAUACUAAUAGUACAUCCACUGAUGAUAACCUAGUACCUACACAGAUGAUAAAUGAUUGAAACCUAUCAUAGUAUGUUUGUUUUUUUUCCCCAGUAAAAUAUCGGGACUUAUCUGUAUUACAGUGUAAAGAUUCCACCAUUAUUGUACCCCCUUCUUAAAAAUGCUUCAAAUUUCAUUCAAACUUUGAGUUCUUGUUUAGCCACCCGGGAUCUUGAACAUAUUAGAUUUGUUUAUUCACAGCUAUUUUAAGUGUGCCCCUCCCCCCCCCCCCGCCAAGAUUGAGUUUAUUGUUGUAACAAUGGUGAUUUUUGUCUCCUCCUAACCACCAGAUUGAGGAAUGUGUUGUGUGCUCAGACAAGAAAGCUUCUGUUCUCUUCAAGCCAUGUGGCCACAUGUGUGCCUGUGAUGGUAAACCUCAUCUGUUCACAUCAGUUCUUGCCAUAUGUUAACAUAAGUCAUACUGCUAAGUCACAGGAUGUUUGAAGAAAAGUCAUACAAAUUGUAUCUUCUCAUUGGAGAGCUCCAGGAAAGAAAAGAGUUUUAAAUCACUUAAACCCAGAAACUUUUUUUGGAGCAACAUCUUUGGUUGUUUAUUAAUUCUUAGAAGACAUAUCUUUUUAUUGAAAAGCUACUCUUAGAAGACAUAUCUUUUUAUUGAAAAGCUACUCUUAGAAGACAUAUCUUUUUAUUGAAAAGCUACUCUUAGAAGACAUAUCUUUUUAUUGAAAAGCUACUCUUAGAAGACAUAUCUUUUUAUUGAAAAGCUACUCUUAGAAGACAUAUCUUUUUAUUGAAAAGCUACUCUUAGAAGACAUAUCUUUCUAUUGCAAAGUAACUCUUAGAAGACAUAUCUUUUAUUGCAAAGUAACUCUUAGAAGACAUAUCUUUUAUUGAAAAGCUACUCUUAGAAGACAUAUCUUUUAUUGCAAAGUAACUCUUAGAAGACAUAUCUUUUAUUGCAAAGUAACUCUUAGAAGACAUCUUUUAUUGCAAAGUAACUCUUAGAUGGCAUAUCUUUUUAUUGCAAAGUAACUCUUAGAAGACAUAUCUUUUAUUGCAAAGUAACUCUUUAAUGACAUAUCUUUUAUUGCAAAGUAACUCUUAGAAGACAUAUCUUUUGUUGCAAAGUAACUCUUAGAUGACAUAUCUUUUUAUUGCAAAGCUACUCUUAGAAGACAUAUCUUUUAUUGCAAAGUAACUCUUAGAAGACAUCUUUUAUUGUAAGGCUACUUUUAGAAGACACAUCUUUUCAUUGCUGAGCAAUUCUGAGAAGCAAAAAAAUAACUAUAAGAAGCUUAAAAUUUCUCAGACAUGGUUCUGAACAAUUGUAGCUGAAUGAGCUGUUUUAACAGUUCUUGGCACGAGUUGUUUUUUUUUUUUUCUGUUAAGGUAACUUGACAAUGCAAUUUAUUGUACGUUUCUUGUGUUCACCAGGCUGUGCUAAUCUCAUGAAGAAGUGCGUCCAGUGCCGUGCCUCCAUAGAGAAGACAAUUCUAUUCAUUGUCUGCUGCGGUGGCACACGUAAGUCUUUAAAGUUACAGAAAUUCUUGCAUAUUUAGUUAUAUUAAAUAUUUCUUGUAAUUCAACCAUAAAUAAUAUUCAUGAAGAUUUCACCUGUCAUAGUCAUGUGGAUUUCAACUGUCAGAUUCAUGUAGUUAACUGAUUCUCUUUGGAAAAGGAAGAGCUAAAUGAAUCGUUUCAAUAAAAAUGAUGUCAGAUUAAUUUUUAGCCCUAAUCAAAGAUCAUCAUGUAUUUAUUUUGUGUUUAGCAAUCAUUUCACAUUGCACGUCAAUCAGAGACCUAAUUUAACCGUAAUCUCAAUAUGAGUUGUUUUUGUUUUAUGUCUAAGAGUAUGUUGAGACAAACCAAUGAUAAAACCCCAGUUUUCAUAGCAACUGUGGACUUGCCAGUUAUUGCAUGACUAUUGAGGUCAGGACCUUUUGGUAUCUAAUGACAUGACAUGAUUCUAUUAUCUACCUACCAGAUACAGUGAGCUGAGUGCUCUUAGGUUGUUUUCUUCUUAUAUCACACAAAUAAACUCCUUCAAGUAUAGACUGCUUAUUUACAAUCUUUAAUUGUUCAAAUUCCAGCUCCGCCUGAGCCACAGAAACCCGGCAUCAUGAACAAUGGCUCCAGGGAUGUGAGUCGAGACAUACAGAAGCUGCAGCAACAGCUGCAGGACAUCAAGGACCAGGUCAGUGUCUCAAUGCUGCAUUGCUAGGUGUUAAUGCAUCUCCUUAUGGUUAAGUCAUAGACCUGCUUUGUAUCUACAGAGUGUUACCUUAUGGUUAAGUCAUAGACCUUCUGUGUAUCUACAGAGUGUUACCUUAUGGUUAAGUCAUAGACCUUCUGUGUAUCUACAGAGUGUUACCUUAUGGUUAAGUCUUAGACCUCCUGUGUAGCUGCAGAGUGUUACCUUAUGGUUAAGUCAUAGACCUGCUUUGUAUCUACAGAGUGUUACCUUAUGGUUAAGUCUUAGACCUGCUUUGUAUCUACAGAGUGUUACCUUAUGGUUAAGUCAUAGACCUUCUGUGUAUCUACAGAGUGUUACCUUAUGGUUAAGUCUUAGACCUCCUGUGUAGCUGCAGAGUUUUACCUUAUGGUUAAGUCAUAGACCUUCUGUGUAUCUACAGAGUGUUACCUUAUGGUUAAGUCAUAGACCUUCUUUGUAUCUACAGAGUGUUACCUUAUGGUUAAGUCUUAGACCUUCUGUGUAUCUACAGAGUGUUACCUUAUGGUUAAGUCAUAGACCUUCUUUGUAUCUACAGAGUGUUACCUUAUGGUUAAGUCUUAGACCUCCUGUGUAGCUGCAGAGUGUUACCUUAUGGUUAAGUCAUAGACCUGCUUUGUAUCUACAGAGUGUUAACUUAUGGUUAAGUCUUAGACCUCCUGUGUAGCUGCAGAGUGUUACCUUAUGGUUAAGUCUUAGACCUCCUGUGUAGCUGCAGAGCACCAUGAUGCACAAUGAUCCCCACAUGGUACUUUGGAACAGAAAAUCUGGCCAGCUUCAGUCUCCUGUAUUUUUUUUUUAAAGACUUUCUUUCUACUCCCAAAUCCGUCAGGUUUCUUGUCCCUAUAAUAAGUGUAAUUUUUGUUGUCCAAAAGUGACCCACUUGUCCCUUGUCAGCCUGCUCUUACUCUGUGCUGAACUUCAAAGUUAGUUGAAGCAGUUGUCCACCAUGUACACCCCCCCCCCCCAAAGUCCCAUCCCAAUUCUUCUUCCACAGCCAAUAAUGAUAAAAAAAAUUCUAAAAAUGCCUUUAAAAGAAAGUCUGCCCUGAAUAUAUUUUUAAUAAUUAAUAAAAAUUAACCGUAUUUAAUCAGAUCUUUUGGCUUCAAAGAGUGCCUUACUGCCCUGUGCACAGACUUUGUUUGCGUAAUGAAAACUCUGAGGUCCUGAUACAUUUCUGUUUAUUUCUUUGACAAAGCUAUGUAAUUUCAGCAUUUUCUAGGUCAGUUGUUCUUAAACCACUUCAAUCAAUGUACCCUUUGGCCUCACUGAAAAGUGUCUCAAAACUCUUUGUCUAUUAGAAAUGUGACAUUUUUCUUUAGAAAAUGAAAGCAAUCCGUCUCUAAUUGUUUUAUGUACCAUUGGGGGAUCCACUGACUGCUGAUUCAGAUCUGCUGUUAAUCUGUGUAGUAAUAAAGACAAAAAGCUUCUUAAAAUACUGAUUUUUUAAUAAUUAUUUUGAGUAUGUAUUUUUAAAAAAAUUAAUUAAACAUAAUUUAUUGUACUAUUUCUACCAGACAUGUUGCCCUGUGUGCAUGGACAGGCUGAAGAAUAUGAUCUUCCUCUGUGGCCACGGGGCCUGCCAGCUGUGUGGGGACCGGCUUAACGAAUGCCCCAUUUGCAGAAAGUCUGUGGAGAAAAGAAUUCUGCUGUAUUGAAGGAACAGUUCCGCUGUGGUCACGG
This is a messenger RNA of Lymnaea stagnalis (great pond snail), 12892 nucleotides long. Lineage: Eukaryota; Metazoa; Mollusca; Gastropoda; Lymnaeidae. The record is from the annotation of a GenBank genome assembly.